GAUUUCAAACUUCAUCUUCAUCUUCCAUCGUCCUUCUCCUUUCGGGUCGCGGGGAUUUCAAACUUGCAAAAGAACUGCAAAAUCGAAUUUUAAUGUGAAACUGAACGAAGAUUGCCUUAGUGUAAAUGUCUGGGCGCCUGCAGAGAAGAAAAACCUGCCAGUAAUGGUGUGCAUAUUCGGUGGAGGAUUUCUUAGCGGAAAUCCGUCUACCGAUUAUUACGACGGAGAGGUGCUUGCCAUUCACAGCGACGUCGUAGUUGUCAGUGUUAAUUAUCGAUUAGGGCCCUUUGGGUUCCUGAAUCUCGACGAUGACGAAGUGCCGUCAAAUUUGGGUCUACUGGACCAACAACUGGCCCUUCGCUGGGUGUACAGGAACGUUCAAUUUUUCGGUGGAGACCCACACAACGUGACGAUUUUCGGCAACAGCGCCGGAGCCGUGUUUGUUUCAGCUCACAUGCUCGCGAAGGACAGCUGGAAGUACUUUCAUAGGGCCAUCAUUCAGAGUGGAGGCAUCAUUGCUCCGUGGGCUCACACUUCCGUCAGCAAGGCUCGAGAGGCGUCGUUGAAACUAGCAGAAUACGUUGGCUGCAGCAAGGGUACCACGGAAGAGCGCAUGCUGGAAUCGCUCGACGUUAUUUUCCCUGACUUACCCAUGCUGAUCAAAAAGUCAAUCGCAUCGCAUUUCUUGCCCCAGGAACUGAAGAUGUACUCCGCCGACACCACAGUACUGUCCGACUUUCCGUACAUUUACCGGGAUAUCUUAGCCAAGAUAGUAGGAGACUUCCUUUUCAAAUGCAGCGUCACAAAAACAGCAGAGAUCGUACCGCAGCAACAUGAAGAAGCGGCGGUGUUCGUGUACCACUUCGCCGAGAGAUCCAGCUCGAUCAAAUUGCCCGCUUGGAUGGGCACCACUCACGGUCACGAAAUCCAACACGUUUUCGGUGGACCGCUUAGGCAUUCCAAUGUCUACACAGAGCAAGAAAAAGAAUUCAGCAAACUGAUUAUAAAUCUGUGGACCAGCUUUGCUGCUACAGGGUAA
Messenger RNA from Soboliphyme baturini, 1039 nucleotides. NCBI's taxonomy places the organism in Eukaryota, Metazoa, Nematoda, Enoplea, Dioctophymatida, Soboliphymatidae. The record is from the annotation of a GenBank genome assembly.